Fusarium oxysporum Fo47 is the source of this 6328-nucleotide messenger RNA. RefSeq lists its product as uncharacterized. The record is from RefSeq and is a predicted model, not a curated record. The coding region runs from base 1 to 5940 and encodes 1979 amino acids. The transcript has 7 exons. Lineage: Eukaryota; Fungi; Ascomycota; Sordariomycetes; Hypocreales; Nectriaceae. Gene Ontology annotation, molecular function: protein binding.
AUGCGCACUAAAAGCUCUCUCCGUCUUUCAUUUGCCCUGCUACUCCUACUGGUCGUAGAGGCACUUGCCGAUGAUGAUGAUACUGAUUUUCUUAUGAAUGUCUUUUCCGACCUUGGCCCCGUCCUCGCACUAUUCGGUGAACAGUUUGCUCGACAAUUCCUAAGUGAGACCUUCACCUGGUACGAUCAUGUCAUCUUUGCAUGCGUUCCGUUGGGCAUCAUGACGGCAAUUGCUGGUGCGAUCCGGGUCCAAGGUCACAAGUUUCUCAAAGCCUUCAUCGGUCGUGCUCGUGAGAACAAGGCGGCUGCGGAGAUUGAGUACAUGUCUUCCACUUCAGCCGAGGUCGGUGAGUUGUUCAAUGGAAGAGGCAUCGUUCGAACAAUGGGGCAGCCCGAAAUUGCUCAGUUUAUCGUUUUCCCCGAUGAACUCCUGAAGAAGAAGAAUGGUGCGCAAAAUCAAUCAUACGGCAUACAUACUCUGAAAUCCGCAUCUCAAGAAGGUAUUUUGUGCAAGGAAGGCUAUACCGAUGAACUUGACCUGGCGGCACAAAACUGGUUGAAGUCAUUCAAAGGUACGGAUACUCGCAAAAAGGAUGUCGAGCAAGCAGAAACCGGGUUUAGUCGUUCUGUCUCGAGGAUCAAAAGGGCAAAUCCAUUGCAAAAGAACGACAGGUUUCCCAAGUACUGGGACUCCCUGAAAUCCCCCAAUCUACAGCUGAACAUUGCAACCGAGAAGAUAUCGCCAAGACGGAGAAGCAUUGAACUCCACUUGGCCGCCAUUGUUGCAGUCAUUCUGCAGGCAUCCCUUCUUGUUAUAGCUGGUGUAGUCCCUUACCGUGCUGAGGGCUACGAGUCUCAACCUUGGGGACUUCCCUGCUAUAUCGGUGGCUCGGUUCUUCUUUUCAUUGGUAUGCUUUCAUGCUCUGUUGCUAUUGAACGAAGCACAAAGGAGUUCAAAUGGAGGCCCAGCUCAGGCAUCACUAAUGAGACAAGGAAGCCCUCUGAAGUCCGGGAUCAAUCCAUGGAUUUGUUUUGGGUACAACGGACGCAGCGCGUCAGUGAUCAGGACUUCGACUCCUACGUGAUCUCUUCCCGAAAUAAGCAGUUUAUCUCAACUUCUAGUCGACGAGAAGAUGUUCUCUCGGGAAUGAACGACACGGGAAACAAAGGAUCUAACCAAAUCAAAAUCGACCCCAUUGAUGACGAAACAACCAACAAGCACCCAACAGCGAAAACGCCAGUCGAUUCUGACGAAGACCGGAGACUGGAGUCAGACUUUCUAGCAGUAACUGCGAUCUUCGCUGGUGGUGCGGGUUUCACAAUUCAGUUCAUUGGCCUCAGGGGACUACCAUGGCCUUGUGCUGUUGCUCAGCUUGGUGCCAUUAUCGCUAUGGCUAUAAUCAGGGCCCUAGUCCGCCGAAGGCUCGGAGACGAUCCGAACUAUUGCCAUGCACCUUCUCGGUAUGAGCUAGACCUACUCGCUACUCAACUCGUCGAAUUCUCAAGCCCACGACCUCCUAACCCACCUUUUAAGCCUCCUCAAAAAGACUGGACGUGGAGAGUUGAUACCGCAAAACAUCGACUACAGAGCAUAUACUCAUUUCGUAUUGGAAACUGUUUGAAUCAGAGUGUCUCGAGCUUGACUAAGGAGGAUUCUACUUUUUCCCAGUCCGAUCAAUCUAACGAGGCUCAGCGGAUCAUGCUUGUUCGAAAGCGAUUAGGAGAUCUAGUUCGAUGGGAGACGGAAGCAUUCAAGCCAGCUCUGGCAUUAGCUCGUUCCAUCGAACGAUUUCUGGACGAGUUCAUGCCUGUCGCGUCCGACAAGAAUCUAAUAGAAUGGAAAGUUCCUAUGAAAGACUCGAAAGAUAAGCGAUGUGUUGUGACACUUGCAAUCACGAAGAAAGGCUCAAGUGGCUGGAAGAUCAAAGUUGGCGAGGUUGAAGCCAUCUUGUCACUAUGGAUGGCCCACCUGGAUGCAACUAAAGCGGCGAAAACGAAGGACAAAGAACAUACUGACUGGCAAAGAUCCAAAGCUGGUAUAGCACUGGGAGUUGACUACUGCAGGAUUCUUGGCCCUAGUGACCAACGCGGUGUCUUGGAGCGAGACAUCAAGUGGUGGGUGGGCAAUCCGGCUGUGACCGAGAUUACCAUGGCCAAGAAAAUGGAGGAGGAAACAACUAGCUCCAGGCAUCAAACUUGCGAGGCUUCAUAUCAUUGCGAUGAUCCAGGGCAUGAUGAUAUCAAGAUGGUUAUUGGCUUUAUGGGACCACUCCAGCCUGAAAACACUCACAAGCUACUCGUACAGCACUCUACGGCUGGUCUAGCCACCAUUGCUGCCCAGCACCUUUUCACUGGUUUCGUAUGGACGGUUGUUGAUCUGGAUCAACUACCAAAAGACUUCCUCGAUCAAGGCUCCAUAAACAUCCAUGAAUCUGUCAGCAUCCAACCACCUAAGCCCUUAGAUUUGGAGUCGAGCAAACUUGGCACAGGCCGAAAAUUGAGUCAUACUAAACUGACCAGAUUCGCGCUUCAUGCUGAGAAAGAGGGUCUUGGAGUACUGGAUGACAUACUUUUGUGCCUCAUCCCCAUCUUCAGCCUCAAAGAUGUUCUCCCCAACGACGUUGUACUGAAACUUGACUUGCCUGGCCUGCGUGGGCGAAGCUCAUGGGUAAAAGACGCACCAGCUUACUUGGCUCUCCUAAAGUUCAUGGCAAAGGAUUCUAUAUGCCGUUUCGACGACUACCUAUCAUUGGCUUCAGUAGUCCACGCAUUGGACUAUAUCUACCUUAUGGCUCUCGAUGAUCAAAAUAUGGCUUAUGGGAAGGCUUUGCCUGUAGUGGAUGAUAGAGCCUCCGCUCCCAAGCCGGACGACUCCAGUGCGAACUCCAAGUCUCUUAGCCGACAGUCUUCUGGCGACAUUCAAAAGCUGUUGGAUCAUAUCUCUCAGUUCUACCCAGACGCAGUCAAGAAACUCUCAGUAUUUUACGAAUUACAAGGACGAAAAGACUUUCUCUGUAAGCUUGAGAGCCGCUGUGGGGAGAUAAAGAAACCCUGGUCGCACGUGUAUGACAACGAGAAGGAAAGCUUGAUGAAACAAAUCAGGUUCACGUUUCUCCAUGACCAGGCUUCCAAUAUGGCCCCUAUAGAUCUGCGGUCAUUUCAAGAGAAGGAUUGGAAGAAGCGAGACAUAUUUGGCUGGACAGCUCUGCACUAUGCUGCUUCUUGCAAGGAAUUCAACCUUGUCGAGGAGUGCCAGCAACACAUCAUGCGUAACAGUCACCUUGAUGGUUGUCUCAAAGCCCUUCUACGGCAGAGCCACCCACAGACAUGGUGGUUCGACAAUUUUGGCAGAAGCCCAAUUCAUGUGGCUUGCUUGACAGGAAACCAUGGUUUUCUUCAGAGACUGUUAGCAAGCCUGUCAGAUCAGGAUGCACGAUCAAGCCUAGAAACGAAAGGAUUAGAUGGGAUGACCCCAUUACACCUUUCUGUGCAGGGAGGUCACCCAAAGUGCAUCGAGGUCAUUACGAAUACUGGCCAUUUACAGGAAUUCGAACUGCCGACAGAUUCUUGGAAGCGGAAUCCGGUUCAUCUCGCCGUCGCGAAGGGUGAGUAUGAGUGCUGUCAAGAGCUAAUUUACAACGGCAAGCUCAAGUUCAGCCCAUAUACUCUCGAUAUUUAUGGGAAAUCGCUCUUCUCGUACCUUGACGACGAGAACGACGUGCAAAGAUCAGUCGGGCAACUGCUUCUCAAGGUUCACUCGAAAGCCUUCGAGCGGAAAGACAAUGAAGGCCAAUCUAUUUGGCACCUCGCAAUCAAGUUCCUAGACAAAGACUCGAUAGAAACACUGAAGGACCAACACAAAUUGACGAUCGACAACAGCAACAACAAUGGUGAGACCCCGCUGCACCUCGCAGUCAAGCGUAAGGACAAGCGGCUCGUCGGUUGUUUACUGGAACUUGGGGCAAAAGCAGGCAUUAAUGCGGCAAAAGAUCAGUCUCCAUUGAUGUUUGCCUGCUUCCAUGGCGAAGCGGAAAUGGUCCAAUCCAUGAACAAGCAAGCUGCAAAUGAUGUGGAUAAGGACGGAAAGUCUCCAUUGCACUAUGUGCUUGAGUGCAAAAGCUGCAAUGACGAGGAUCGAGAGAAGAUCGUCAAGUGGCUUGUGUCAGCCAUGAAAAAUGUCGAUGUCGAGGAUCAACGGGGCCGUACGCCGCUACAUGUUGCGUGUCAGAACUCCAAGAGCUCAAUAGUUUCUAUUCUUAUUGAGAAAGGGGCUAAUCCGGGUAUCAAGGAUGACGAAGGCAACAAUGCUCUACAUCAUGCAGUAGGGCUUCGGCUGCAGGUUGGUGGUGUAACAUUUACCUGGAGAGAAGAUGUUGCCAGGAAGCUUUUGAAAAGGUCACCUGACUGCAUCAGGGACCAGAAUGAGAAGGGACAUACAGCAUUGUUCUUAGCACUUAUGCAAGGCGAGGAAGAUGCUAGUAUUUUUCUCCUAAAGAGCGGCGCUGACCCUCAAAUCAUUACUGAGAAACAGUAUUUGACGCCAUUCAUGUGGGCAUGUCUGGAUGGCGGGCCACUAAGAUUCAUCUCAACGGUCCUCGAGAUGGCUGAACAACAAGUUGAUGGCUUUGAUAUCAAUCAAGGCGAUUCGCGGUUUGAUAAGUCACCCCUAGCGUGGGCGUGCGAAGGAAACAGUACCGAGGUCGUCAAGCUAUUGCUCGAGGCUCGCAAGUCAGUCCAACUUAAAGACAAGCUAGACCUUAACAGAAAAGCAACAAGAUACAGCAAUUAUACGCCACUUCAUUUCGUUAUGGUCAACAAGAACCACGAAAUUCUGGAAAUGCUGCUCGAUGACCCCAGAAUCAUGCGUGGAUUGGGCGCAGCCAAGUGUGACGGUCUCAAUCUUCUAGAGUUCGCUUUUGAACUACCAUAUCCGAGUUGUCUGACCACAUUGCUGUUGCACCAUCACACGAAGCCUACCGUGUUCUUCAUGAGUGGCUGGGAACGAAUUGUUCAGAAACACGCUAGUGUGGUCGAUAGCGUCGAACUCUGGGAAGAAUGGGAGCGCGCCGUCCUUGAUCCAAAACACAAAUUGCGGUUUCCUAUUCAUAAACUGGCUGAAGCUGGUCGACAAGAGAGGAUCGAAGCACUUCGCCAUAGUGGAGUGAACGUUCAUGAACUUGACGAAGACAACUGGACACCCGCCGAUGUCGCUGCCAGGUUCCAUCACAAGGAACUCGAAGAGCUUCUUCGCAAAGACAAUUCCACAAGAGACCUCACUACACAUAAGUACCGUGAACCAUCGACUUUCAUUAAUGUUUACGAGGGACCAGAACUUAUGGCAUCACCAUGUCACGCAGAAAGGCCAUCAUUGUCUUUCAUCCUAGACAUGAAUGUACCGCCAACCGCAGAGGGGAUGGGUUGCUAUCUUCGCACUCAAGAGGCCAUUCCUCCCAACUCGAAAUGCUUUUACUAUGAAAUAGAGGUCCUUCGUGUCAGCAAUACAACACGCUGUGUCUUUGGCUUCUGUCAGUCUUUUGUUCCUCAGAGAUCGCUGCCUGGCUGGCACAAAGGAUCGUGGGCCUAUCAUGGAGAUGAUGGGGGAUUAUUUGUUGAGGAAGGAUGGCAUACAAGUCGAGAAAGUGACCAGACUUUCGAUGUAGGCGAUGUUGUAGGCUGUGGUAUGAAUUUAGACACCGGUAAGGGAUAUCGCACUAAGAAUGGAGUCCUCCUUGAUUCUGGCGACGCCUUUGAAAAUCACAACUCCUUGACCGGCAAAUUAAAUCACGACUUCUCGACCGGCAAAUUUUAUCCAUGUCUAGGAUUUGGCGCCAAUACCCAGGGGACUGAGAUGCGAAUCCGCGUUGCGUUACAAGCUACUGAAGUACAUCCUUUUUGUUUUCAAGGACCCUACGAUGGACUGUUCUCAGAAAGGAAUACGUAACCGCUUCAGCAGACUUGACUUGUUGUGGGGGCACGCGGAUAAGGCACCAGAUUCCUUCAGUAAUCAAAGGGCUCACAGGCCACAGAGGUGUUGUCAAGAAGGGGUCUUUAAGUGUUCUUCAGAACCAUACGUGAUCAUUGCAAGCUCAAUGUAAUAUAUUUCUCUCGAAGUGAAUUUUUAAAUGCAAACAGAUUCAUGUCUCAUGUGUAUCCAUCAAAGCCCAUCAGCCGAGGAGGUCAGGCAAUUGGCCUUAUCAUCACGACAACUUCAGCCCUGAAGGCCAUCAGCUAUCAUCGCAUUGACAAGCUGAACAUGUCGAUUGGCGUUUGUCUCACUCCACUCAUUAUCAUAGUUAAGACCAUAGGGCCAAAUAUGUCCUCCGCCACAG